GUCGAGAGAGAGAGAGAGAGAGAGCAUCGGAAAUCAACCAAGCUUGCCAAUUACGUUGGUUAAUUCCAAGUCUUAACCUCUUGUUAUAAGAAUAGUGACCGAACCAGAGGACAAUGCUAAGGCGAUGGAAGGAUGGACGAGAUGACAUAAGGAAAGAUAAUAACAAUAAAGACUUGAACUCGACCCAUGUUCUACCCGAUUCCGUAAACCCGCAAUCACUCCAAUGUGCGAACCCUAAUUUUAUUGCCGGAUUUCCUUUGCUUCUGUGACAGCUUUCGUCCCCUUCCUUCUCCAUUCGUUUGGCACAUAAAGAUUGGAUUUUUGAGAUGGACGAAGAAACAAUGAAUUCAGCGCGACGGAUGUCGACGCGGUCUCGUAAGAUUGCUCCGAAAAUGGCGGCGGCGCUUGCUAGCACCGACAAUAGAACACAGGCGAUUCUUGCUCGCUUGGAUGCACUGGAGAGUGACAAUGGCAUGCCGGAACCCGUGCAGCUUGAUGAAGAUGAAGAAGCUUCGCUUGAUGAUGAGGAUCAAGUAUAUCAAAAGAAGCAGCCGAAAGGCACAAAAAGGAAAACUCGUCAAGCCAAGGCUCUUGAGAAUAAGAAGGCUCCAAAGACAUUCAUGGAGCUCUUGAAUGAGGCAAACCUGGAGUCCUUGCCUCCACAUGUCCCGACCUACUUGAGAGCUGCUGUGGGACCUCCAAGCUCCACCACCCGCCGUCACUUCUGCACUGUUUGUGGAUUCUCUGCUCCCUAUGCUUGCGUGCAGUGUGGGAUGCGCUUUUGUUCAAUCCGAUGCCAGACUAUACACAAGGACACACGUUGCUUGAAGUUUGUUGCAUGAUCACAAGGAUCAAUCCGGGGUUCUAAAUCCAUACAAGGUUAGUCUCUUGUUAUUUGUAUGCUAGGUAACAAGUAGUCUAAAUUGCAGAGCCCUAGGAAUGAAUUAACAUAAACCUAGUCUUACAAGUAGGGUCUGGAGAGGGAAUGACUGGACACAGACCUUACGCCGCCUACCUAUAAAAGAUAGAGUGGUUUUCCGAAAGAGCCUCAACAGAAUGAAUGCAGCAUGUGUCUGUCACGAGGAAACCUGAUUCCGCGACAUGGGCUUGACCAAAAUCAAGGGUUGUCUUUGAAAAGAAUGUCUUGUGCAAGAGAAUAACUAUGUCUUAAAUGAUCAUAUGGCUUGUUUUUAGGAAGUUGUUUUUAAAGAAUUUGUGUGGUUAGAUCUGUGCAUAUGAUAGAAAAAUACAACAAAUACUCUCUCUGCCCCCCUAAUAUAAGGCGUUUUAGAUUGUUUUA
Molecule: messenger RNA, 1300 nt
Organism: Cuscuta campestris
Lineage: Eukaryota; Viridiplantae; Streptophyta; Magnoliopsida; Solanales; Convolvulaceae
Source: the annotation of a GenBank genome assembly